This is a messenger RNA of Rhea pennata, 3808 nucleotides long. It is a transcript of the gene GPRIN2, whose product is annotated as G protein regulated inducer of neurite outgrowth 2. Gene Ontology annotation, biological process: neuron projection development. NCBI's taxonomy places the organism in Eukaryota, Metazoa, Chordata, Aves, Rheiformes, Rheidae. The coding region runs from base 1727 to 3544 and encodes 605 amino acids. Gene Ontology annotation, cellular component: plasma membrane. The record is from RefSeq and is a predicted model, not a curated record. The transcript has 13 exons.
GGCUUUGAACAUAGAACUGAGGGAGCUGGCGGAUGUUAUUGCUAAAUUGCUCUACAUCUUGGAAAGGUCAUGGAGAAUUGGAGAGGUGCCUGAGGACUGGAAAAAAGCUAAUGUCACUCUGGCCUUUGAAAAGGGCAAGAAAGAGGAGCCAGGAAACUACAGGCCAGUCAGUCUUACCUCCAUCCCUGGAAAGGUGAUGGAACAGCUCAUUCUGGAUGUCAUUCCCAAGCAUAUGGAGGUGAAAAAGUGAUCAGGAGUAACCAGCAUGGAUCUACAAGGAGAAAUCCUGCUUAACCAACCUGAUAGCCUUGUAUGAUGGAAUGACUGGCUGGGUAGAUGAGGGGAGAGCAGUGGACGUUGUCUACCUUGACUUCAGCAAGGCUUUUGACACUGUCUCCCAUAAUAUCCUCAUAGAUAGCUACUCUGACUCCUGUCUGACAGUGUUCCUUCUUGAAAUCCAAAUUACAAGCAUAACAUAAUGAUCUCUUCAACUUACUGUAAUUUUACAGCUUCUUGUUUUGUGUCUGUGAUUUGGACCUUUCUCAUGUUACUUUGAUAACCUCGAGCAACAUCAAGUACAUCGAAAAUAUUAUGAGGAGGUAGAAGUGGAAGAAGAACAAUAAUAAAAACACCUUGCUUUGCUUUCUGAAGGAACAUAUAUAUUUAGUUAAUCAAACAAGUGGAAAGAUAACUUGGCCUAGGAGAUGGUGCUUCUUCUGCUUAUCAACAUGAUAAACCAAGAAUUUCAGAGUACUUUGGAACAACAUUUUACUGGAAACCUGUACAGGAAGAGGAAGAAUAUGUUAAUAAAUGUAAUUGCAUUGGAGUCUUUUCUACUCCAGCACGACUUCAAAUGAAAAAUUUCUCGAAGUGUGUUAGAGGGAACAGACUAGAUAAGAAGCAGCUUUGGAUGUGCUUCCGACCUUGGCUUUCACCAAUGAUUCAUUUCCUUGUCAAACACCAGAAGAAAGCCUAACUGGGUAGGCUUGUCCCCCGCUGACCCCAGGGUUUUGAGGCUUAGGCUGGAAUGCUCUCUGGCUCAGGGUUUAACAUUUGGAAUGGAAGCAGGUACUUGAACUCCCUUGAGAAGGAUGGCUGGCAGAUGAAGGAUGUUCCUGUGUGCCCACUGUGUAUCUGGUUAUGGUUCCAGCUAGGAGCAAGAUACGAUUUUCUUCAUUAUUUUAAAUCGCCAGCUUUAAGUUCAAGCACUUUGCAUACAGGCGGUUUCCUUGCUUUGCUGGUCUUUCUGUUUGAUACCCUGGAACGAUGACACCAUUUUUGUGACUGCUGUGGUGGAGGCUCUCUUCUAGCUUCAGCACAGCUGAAAUGGAUGCGAAAAAGGCAGGCAUGCUUCCUGGAGCAGGGGUGUUGGAAAAGCACAUCUUGGACUGGCCAUUCACUUCAUCUGAGAGAAUUUAGGGAGACCAGUACAUUGUCCAGGGAAAAGGAGACUGGACAAGAGCAUUGAGCUCAAUCCAUGGUCCACAGGCCACCAGGUCCAACCAGCCUGUCUUGUGCAAAGCCCUAAAUGGAGGGAAAUAACCCUAAAGGAAGAAGAAGGUGGCUUGUUUUGUAGAGAAAAUGCAGGACUGAUGGGAAAGCGCUAAGCUGAGCAGUCAAUAAAAGAUUACCUGCCUUUACCUACCACUGGGGAGCUGGAGGAGGGAGUGCUUUAACUGAUGCUACUGAGGCUACAUAAUAUCUGAACUUUACUGAUCUUUCCGCAAUGUCAGCAGACAGCCACCGGCUCCACACUCAUUCCUACCAGGAGACGCUAAAUUCUAGCUGUCAUGGUCCCUUGAAUGUCAGCUGUCACCCCUUGUCAAAGAGCUCCUCAAGUCUGGUAUAUACGAGGCACUCAAGUUCAGAGGAAAGGCAAAGCAACAAACAGGAGCUCAAGAAGAGCCACAGUAGCACUGUCUGCCAAACCCUGGGGUACGGGAGUGAUGCCAGGAGCGUGCCAAGUCCUGCACGGUGCUUCACACAGUCUGGGGUGAUGGGACUUGGAUCAGUAGUUGGAACCAUGAAUGAUCAGUCAACUGAUGGCACUGCACAAAACAAGGCUAAGACUACAAACCGUUUUCUUAUUGCUGACCAGUCCCCCAGAUCCUGGGAGGUGGAGGAGACUAAGUGCAUCAAGAGCAGCACUGUUGAGAAUGUUUCUUCUGCCUGCACAGUACACCAGCAAAGCAUGUGUAAAAUGGAAGAACUAGGAGCUGCUCUUCAGAGGAGCCACUCAGACCUAAUUUGCAGCUGCAAACAGCAGAGUUAUGUCACUCACAUAGAAACCAGUGCCACUCACUCCAGCCUAAGCUCUUCUAGCAGCAGAUGUGGUCCAUCAAUGGCUAGAAUGUCUCUCCAAACACAGAGAGGUGAAUCAGAAACAAAUGAAAGUACUCCUCAUUAUCAAAACCCUGUAACUCAUCUGUCAACUCUACCUAAAGACCAGAAAGUACCCACAAAUAGCUAUGACAGUGGUGGUAUUCCACGUAAUACUACUGUUUACACAGAUCCUGGAACAUUUCACGCUGCUGUUCUAGGACCCCACAUGCCUGGAAAUGGUUUCUCAAACAGGACAAUGUUCUGUCAAGGCACUGGGAUUAUGCAAGGUGGUCUGAUUUACAGUAACAUUCGAAACAGUGCAUACUCACCCAUGGUGAUGACAGUUCAUAACAAUCCUGCGGUGCCCUGCAAUACAAGGCAGGACUCUUGUAUGAAAGUAGAUGCCACCAUCCCUGCCUAUUGCCAUUCUUUGCCCAUACCCUCUAUACAGCUCGUUCCACGGUUGGUAUGCUCGGUUAGCGAGUCAGGAGAAGAGCAGGCGGUGACUGGUUAUUGUCAUUCCUUUUCUACUUCAGAUGUUCUCACGUAUCCCAGGCUGGUGUCGUCAGUAAGUGAAUCGGGCCUGGAUGCCAAGAGGGUCCUGAAGUGCUGUAGUGUUCCUGGAGAACAGCUGCAGCAUGCUCAACACUGUGGCCAGCAGGGCAGAGCUCCUCCAGAAACAAAGGCCGUCUGUGUUGCCUUCAAUAGCCAGCAAGGGGCAGACGUGAUAAUGAAAACUAAGGAUAUGUGGACUAUGACCUCCAUGAAUGAUUUGACCAAAGGACUAGAACCAUCUCUGGAGUGUAGAGAUGCCGAGGUACAAACUCUUCCAAUCAUGGAAUACAAAUCUGUGGCCACAAGUCCAGCAGCCACAGCAGAAAGCCAGCUGCAUGUGUUCCCAGAGGUGAACCUGGAACCAGACUCAGAGGCCCCCAAAUCUCCAGUGCGUGAAGUGAGGUGGGAUGAUGAAGGAAUGACGUGGGAAGUGUACGGGGCAUCUGUGGAUCCAGAAGUUCUCGGUUUAGCCAUUCAGAAACACCUUGAGAUUCAAAUAGAACAAUUCCAGACAGAGCCCCUUCAGCUGGCUGGGAAAAGUAAUGAGGAUCCUUUUGAUAAGGAGCCAUCUUCUGCUAAAGUGGGGAAGAAAAGACCGUUCCGAACAAUGAUGCAUUCUCUGAGAUACCCAAGCUGUUGUGCCCGGUCCAGCACUGCAGUGGAGUGAGCACAGCGCUAUGACAGCUGUGCUCCCUUUGAGUUGUAAAUAAACGCUGAUCCUCAAGUGUUAACACAGUGCAUGUGGACAAUCCACUCGCUUCAGUGUGAGCUGGAACGGUGUGAGUGACUAUCGAAUACACAGCACAGCAAGGAAAAACCCGUGCAUGGGCCAUGUAACAGAGGCCCGUAACAUGUAGCAUGUAGCACUGUUUUAUUCUUCUAUGUUAGUUUUAAAUAAUGGUGUAAGAAAUAAGACUACUUUUCUAAAUGA